ACACCAUCUGUGCAGCAAUAAUUGUAACAUUCAGUGGAUCUCUAGCCCAGUGUCAUAACUAUGAACAUGUUGAUCUUCCAUUUAACCUUUUUGAUGAUACUGCUUCAAGUCGUUCAGGGACCUUUUCCCCGCUGGUGGCCCUCUUCAAAAAAACGGUCUGGAAAAUCUGAGUCACAACUUGAAAACAACGAACCAAAACCUUCCAACAUUCAUACUGUGACAAGCGAAAUAUACCUCUCAAAUAAGUUGAAAGAAGCCGAACAGAACCAACAGAUGGUCGUGAUUGAAUUCUUCUUGACAUGGUAUGGACCUUGCAAAUUUAUCGAACCCUAUUUUACUGGAUAUGCAAAACGUUUUCCGGACGUUAUCUUUCUUAUGGUGGAUAUAGACAAACAGGACAAGAUUACAAACAAGUACAAAAUAGACGUAGGAAGUCUGCCGACUUUUAAGUUCAUCAAGAAAAGAGCAAGCGAGAGUGAAAGCAUAGUGGAGACGACGAUAGGAACAGACAAAACAGACUUUGCGAAAAAAUUUUACAAAAUGAGUGAAGCUUCCAUACAUGUUGUGAUUCACGAUAGUUACUAUGCAUAUCUGUUGAAUGAGGCUAUCAAAAACGGACAACUGGCCGUGAUAAGUUUCCUUUCAAAAGAGUGUGAACAUUGCAAGGAUAUAACACCCUUUAUUGAAGAAUAUGCCAAACAGCACAAGGAUGCUAUCUUUAUUGAGGUGGAUGUAAACGAACUGAAAUAUACUGCGGAUUUGUACAAAGUUGAGGAGGUGCCAACCUUUCAGUUCAUCAAGUACGAAGAAAGGAAGAAGGUGAUUGGAGCAAACAAGGAAGACUUUAAGAAUACAUUUAAAGUACUAAACGAACUACAGUAGUUCCGAUUGUUUGAACUGUUUUGUAAUAUAUAGUUUACAAAGUCUA
This is a messenger RNA of Macrosteles quadrilineatus (aster leafhopper), 928 nucleotides long. RefSeq names its product thioredoxin domain-containing protein 2-like. The coding region runs from base 61 to 882 and encodes 273 amino acids. NCBI's taxonomy places the organism in Eukaryota, Metazoa, Arthropoda, Insecta, Hemiptera, Cicadellidae. The record is from RefSeq and is a predicted model, not a curated record. The transcript has 4 exons.